This is a messenger RNA of Schistosoma turkestanicum, 807 nucleotides long. The record is from the annotation of a GenBank genome assembly. Lineage: Eukaryota; Metazoa; Platyhelminthes; Trematoda; Strigeidida; Schistosomatidae.
AUGCUUAACUUACAAUCGAUACAAUUCAUUUCUAACAGCUCACUAAAAAAGUUCAUUCUACAUUACUCAUCAUCAUCAUCAUCAUCAUCAUCAUCAUCAUCAUCAUCAUCAUCAUCAUCAUCAUCAUCAUCAUCAUCAUCAUCAUCAUCAUCAUCAUCAUCAUCAUCAUCAUCAUCAUCAUCAUCAUCAUCAUCAUCAUCAUCAUCAUCAUCAUCAUCAUCAUCAUCAUCAUCAUCAUCAUCAUCAUCAUCAUCAUCAUCAUCAUCAUCAUCAUCAUCAUCAUCAUCAUCAUCAUCAUCAUCAUCAUCAUCAUCAUCAUCAUCAUCAUCAUCAUCAUCAUCAUCAUCAUCAUCAUCAUCAUCAUCAUCAUCAUCAUCAUCAUCAUCAUCAUCAUCAUCAUCAUCAUCAUCAUCAUCAUCAUCAUCAUCAUCAUCAUCAUCAUCAUCAUCAUCAUCAUCAUCAUCAUCAUCAUCAUCAUCAUCAUCAUCAUCAUCAUCAUCAUCAUCAUCAUCAUCAUCAUCAUCAUCAUCAUCAUCAUCAUCAUCAUCAUCAUCAUCAUCAUCAUCAUCAUCAUCAUCAUCAUCAUCAUCAUCAUCAUCAUCAUCAUCAUCAUCAUCAUCAUCAUCAUCAUCAUCAUCAUCAUCAUCAUCAUCAUCAUCAUCAUCAUCAUCAUCAUCAUCAUCAUCAUCAUCAUCAUCAUCAUCAUCAUCAUCAUCAUCAUCAUCAUCAUCAUCAUCAUCAUCAUCAUCAUCAUCAUCAUCAUCAUCAUCAUCAUCAUCAUCAUCAUCAUCAUCAUCAUCAUCAUGA